Lycium ferocissimum is the source of this 2307-nucleotide messenger RNA. RefSeq names its product pentatricopeptide repeat-containing protein At2g17670. The coding region runs from base 144 to 1553 and encodes 469 amino acids. The transcript has 2 exons. Lineage: Eukaryota; Viridiplantae; Streptophyta; Magnoliopsida; Solanales; Solanaceae. Gene Ontology annotation, molecular function: protein binding. The record is from RefSeq and is a predicted model, not a curated record.
CUUCCAUAGCAUUAUGGUAUACCUUCUGAAGCUCAAAAUGAUAAACCCUUGCAGAACCCUAAUUUAGUCCUCACACAGCUAACAGAAAGGAGAACUGAAAGACUUUGAAUAACAAGAACAAGAAGCUGAAGUAGACACACAAGAUGGGGAAACUACCACCAUCCUUAAGGUCAGCCAACUUUGCUGUAAACACUCUCAUUAAAACUCCAUCUUCGGUUCCUCACCAAAAUAUCCCACCCCCAACCACAAAACCCCAUUAUUAUCCCAAAAAAUCACAAUCACCAAAGAAAAAACCCACACAAAAUACUGAACCCCAACUCCCAUCAAUUACAGCCUUUGAUUCAACAUCUCUUUCAGAUGCUAAAACCCUUUUCAACUCUCUCAUUUCCAAUACCAGGAACAUCCCUUCAGACAAUAAAUUCUAUAAUGCAAUCUUACAAUCAUUUUCCUCCAAUUCAACUCUCCAAGAUUCAAUCUUUUUCCUUAAUCACAUGAUCAAGAUUCACCCACCUUUCUCACCUGACAGAUUUACAUACCAUGUUCUCCUAAUCCAAUCUUGCAAAUCAGUUGACCUUUCUUUAACCCCUGUUCUUCAAGUUCUUAAUCUUAUGACUAACAAUGGUUUCCCUCCAAAUAAAGUCUCAACAGAUAUUGCUGUGAGGACCCUUUGCUCUUCGAACCGCGAAGAACAAGCCAUUGAACUGGUAAAAGAACUUUCUUCAAAAGAUUCUCCACCUGAUACAUAUACUUACAAUUUUAUUGUCAGGCAUCUAUGCAAGAACAGGCCUUUGAGUACUAUGAAUAACUUUAUUAAAGAAAUGAGGGAGGGUUUUGAUAUAAAGCCUGAUCUUGUUACAUAUACUAUUAUGAUUGACAAUGUUUGUAAUGGUAAAAAUCUUAGGGAAGCGACUCGAUUGUUGGGGGUGUUGAGUGAGGAAGGUUAUAAGCCUGAUUGCUAUGUUUAUAAUACAAUUAUGAAGGGUUAUUGUAUGUUAAGUCAAGGGGGUGAAGUGUUAGGUGUAUACAAGAAAAUGCAGGAGGAAGGAGUAAAGCCUGACCUUGUGACUUAUAAUACGUUGAUCUAUGGAUUGUCGAAGUCGGGAAGGGUGAAAGAUGCUAAGAAGUUUUUGAAUGUUAUGAUGGAGGAAGGCCAUAUUCCGGAUGCAGUCACGUAUACUUCGUUAAUGAAUGGGAUGUGUAGAGAAGGAGAUCCGUUAGGAGCGCUGGCAUUGUUGGAGAAAAUGGAAGCACGAGGCUGUGAGCCUAAUUCGUGUACAUAUAAUACAUUGCUUCAUGGGUUAUGUAAGGCAAGAUUAUUGGAUAAGGGAAUGAAACUGUAUGAUGGUAUGAAGCAUAAUGGUGUGAAACUUGAGACGGGGUCUUAUGGAACGUUUCUCAGAGCUCUCUGUCGGAAUGGCAGAGUAGCAGAAGCUUAUGAAGUUUUUGAUUAUGCAAUAGAGAGCAAGAGUUUGACUGAUGCUUCUGCUUAUACAACUUUGGAGAGCACUUUGAAGUGGCUUAAAAAAGCUAGAGAACAGGGACUUGUCGUUUGACCUCCAUUGCUGUCGUUCUGCUUCGAUAAUCAUUUGAAGCAUGUGUUCAGCGGCUCUGUGCGGUAUUUAGUUUUGCCUGGCACAAAUGUAGAACGGUUGAUUGAAUGAAUGACUUGCCUGCUGGUAAAGCUUUGAUCAUCUUCCAACAUUCUGUUCUGCCCGUCUUUCGGAGCAAUUCAAAACUUUUACAAACUUAUGCGUUGUCUUGUUGUGCGCUUGUUUGGAAAUCUUUGAACUGAACAUGGGUAUAGGCAUACAAGAGAUGAACUUUCAAAUCGAAGCAGGUAGUUAAUAGUCUAGUGAGGUCAAUAGCUGGCUUUCUAGCGUGCUGAUUAAUUAUGCAAAGAGUUGGAAUGGCAAGAAGUGAUCCCAAGAGGCUGAGUGACAUUUUAAGGCACAAGGCCGCAGCUUGGCUGGCUUGAAAAUUUAUUGAACUUUCUUCUAAAUUUAAAAACCAUCCUGUUAUUGAGUAUGUGUUAUCAGAGAUUGGAAGCACAACCACUAACCGGAGAGGGAUCCUUAUAUACAGCUGAUCGAAUAGAUCCGAAGACCAUCUUCAGUUUAUAUGUUGCAUUUAUUUCUGAAAUGAAGCAGAGGAGUCCAUCUUAAGUCUAAAUUUUCCAAUUUGGAUCUCUGUUGCUUAUCGUAGUGUUGCAGCUUUUGGUGUCUGAAAUGUUCUGUUCCCAUGUUCAGCCCGUAACUCAGUUAGCCCAUAAAACGAAUUAGUCUGAAAUAAAUUUACAUGAUGUUAAAA